AUGUGACGUUUUUGUGUUGGUUGGAUCUGGAAUUGUUGCAAAUGGAAAAUGGCGUUUGUGUUGUAUUGAAGAGCUGUAAACAUACGUACUGCUUUGUGUAUAAAUGAACUUAACUGUUGUGGAUUGAAAAGUUUUUAUUUUUCAUUUGUUAGUGAUAUUAUAACGUGGACUAAUGAGUUUACUGACCGAUGUCUGCCGUGGCUCCCACUAUCCCCGGGGCUGACCCAGCAAAGGAUAUACAAAAACGCCGUGCUGGCAGUGUUGGGUCAGAUGAAGACGACGCAAGUGGAGGGAAAUAUACAAGGAUGGAGGAGGAUAACAUUCAGGAUAAGGAAAGAUUUGCAAGUCGCGAGAACCACUGCGAAAUUGAACGUCGCCGAAGAAACAAGAUGACGGCGUACAUCACGGAACUAUCUGAUAUGGUUCCAACAUGCUCGGCCCUCGCGCGGAAACCAGACAAACUCACGAUACUGCGUAUGGCAGUAGCGCACAUGAAAGCCUUAAGAGGUACUGGUAAUACUUCAACAGACGGCACGUACAAACCAUCCUUCCUAACUGAUCAGGAAUUAAAACAUUUAAUCCUUGAAGCGGCUGAUGGGUUUUUAUUUGUUGUCAGCUGCGAUACUGGACGUAUUAUCUAUGUCAGUGACAGUAUAGCACCAGUUUUGAACUACUCGCAGGGUGAAUGGUACUCAUCAUGCUUAUAUGAUCAAGUACAUCCAGAUGAUGUGGAAAAAGUUAGAGAACAAUUAAGCACACAAGAACCUCAAAACACAGGUCGUAUCUUGGAUCUUAAAACAGGGACAGUAAAGAAAGAAGGUCACCAAUCAUCCAUGCGUCAAGUCAUGGGCUCCCGGCGUGGUUUCAUAUGUCGAAUGCGCGUCGGUGGAUCUGCAGAGGGUGCACAUCUCGGAAGACUGCGUGCAAGAAACUCAUUAGGCCCUUCGCAUGAUGGCCAUAAUUACGCCGUUGUACAUUGCACCGGAUAUAUUAAAAAUUGGCCUCCUACAGGUAUGCAGAUGGAUCGUCCUAUUCAGGAAGAGCUUGACACAUCCCAUUGUUGCCUAGUUGCUAUCGGAAGACUUCAGGUCACAUCAACGCCUAACUCCUCUGAGAACAGUUUAUGUAGCGGCGGAGUGGAGUUUGUGUCGCGGCAUUCGGUGGACGGUCGAUUCACUUUCGCCGAUCAACGCGCCACACAGGUGGUCGGGUACGCACCGGCCGAUCUGUUGGGCAAACUUUGUUACGAGUUCUAUCAUCCAGAGGACCAACAGCACAUGAGAGAUAACUUUGACCAAGUAUUGAAAUUGAAAGGCCAAAUUAUUUCACUCAUGUACCGAUUUCGCACCAAGAGCAGAGAGUGGGUUUGGUUAAGAACUUCAGCGUUCGCAUUUUUAAACCCUUACAAUGAUGACGUAGAGUACAUCGUCUGCACCAACACUUUAGCGAAUCGGUCGUUAGGCAGUACAACAGGCGAAGCUGCCCCGGAAGAGAAUUACGAUUACCACUUACGCCACAGAGACGUGUAUCAAGCCCAAGCACCUAAUCUGCACCAACAGCACCAUGCGCCACCAGGUCCCGUGGCUCCAAUAGCGUUUGGUUUGCCAGUGAGCGGCGGCGGCGGCAGCGCGCGGUCGCCGGGCGAGGCGGGCGCGGCGGCGGCGCCGGCCUACGCGCCGCACUACGCGCCCGAGUACUCGCCGCACCGCCCCGCCAACACUCCGCCGCACACCACCUGGACCACGCUGCGCACCAGCGGCGGCGGCGGCGCGGGCGAGAGCUACGCGUACAGCGGCGAGGCGGCGGGAGCGGCGGCCGCGGACGCGUCCCCCGCGCGCUCGCCGCCCGCGCCCGCCUACCUGCCACCAGCCGCGCACUACCACCACAACCACCACCCGCACCCCUCGCACGGCAUGUGGUCGUGGCAGACGGGCGCAGGCGCGGCGGCGGGCGCGGCCGGCGCCGAGGGAGCGCACGCGCCGCACGAGCUCUCCGACAUGCUGCAGAUAUUGGACCAGAGCGGAACUGCUACCUUCGAAGACCUUAACAUUAAUAUGUUCAACUCGAACUUUGAGUAAUCUAACUCAGAAUGUAUGUACCUCAUUUGAUUCGUGAAAUUUUGAAAGAGAAAAUAUUAUUGCGCAACAUAAAGUACAUAUACAUGCAAUGGCAUUCAAAUGAAAGAAAGAAAGAAAGAAAGAAAAAUAUUUUUAUUGGCACAAUACAUACACAGUAUAUAACAUAAAUUAACAGUAAAAUAAAAGUAUCACCGAAAACAAUUCAGAUAAAAAAUAAAUAAAAAAUAAUAAUAAAAUAGGCUCAACAUUUAAAAAUAUAAUAAUAAAAAUUGUGCCAACAAGGUCACAGCUCAGCAUAUUGUCAAGUGACCACACUGUACAACAGUACUGGCCACCCGACGCUGGUUUUCAGCUGCAACCCACGAGUGUCGUACGCUCGAAAUUAUUAAAAUCUACUGCUACCGAUACCGUCUUAAAAUUCACUCCUUAUUCCAAGAUUAAUAAUAGUUAGUAAAUACAUAUUAUAGAUAUUAUUAUAUAAUGAUUAGUGUGUGUGUCAGUGAGUGUGAGUGUACCUAGUGUUUUAUAGUUUUACACGUGCAGAAAGGACAAAAAUAAGACAAUAUAAGCCACAACAAACAGCAGCCAUACGAAGCCUGUAAAGGUUAUAUGGGAGAAGAGGUUAUACAGACAUUUUCAUAUCGUUUUUGAUGCAGUAGUAGAAAUUCUUUUAAUUUCACCUUAAAAGUCACACUGCUUUUUGCUUUUUUAAUGGGGGGUGGAAUAUUAUUCCAACACUUUGUUGCUGCAUAGCGAAAACUCCCCCUGAAUGCUGCGGUCCUGUGUCUCGGGAUAGAAAGUUGUGGAACACAAUUCCUUCGUACUCUGCCAGUGUAACCAUGUGUCCAUUCAAGCUUAUCAUACAGAUAUAGGGGUGUGCGUGAAUGUAUGACACUAAACAUUAAGCUGGCUAAGUGCAGUUUUCGUCGUGCAUUCAUUUUUAACAAGUUGCGUUUAUUAAAAAAUGGAGUAACGUGACUUCUAAAUGGUAUGUUGAAACAAAAUCGCGCACAUGCAUUUUGAAGUCUCUGUAUCAUACGUUCCGUUUUGGAUAGUAAGCGCGGGCCAUACACAGAAUCAACAUAAUUGAGCUUAGAUAAAAUCAAAGACUCAACAAGUAAAAUACGCAAAUCUUCAGACAGAUAGGGACGCGCUUUGUAAAUCACUUUUAGCCUGUAGAAACAAUUUUGGAUUGCCUCAGUGACAUGUUUCUCAAAACGAAGGUCCGCGUCCAUAAUCAGACCCAGAUUACGUGCCUCAUAAACACGAUCUAUAGGUUCUCCCAUUACUCUUAUGCAGAAAGUGGCGGCGUUAAUUGCGCUUAGCUGGGUAUUAGUACCAAAAAGCAUGUACUUAGUUUUUUGUGGGUUUAAGACCAAGGAAUUGCGCUUGGACCAAUUUACAAUUCGCUCCAGGUCAUCAUGCAGGUCUUUCAGUGCUCUUUCGUACUCAUGGGGUUUAAAGGAGAUGUAAAUUUGAGUAUCAUCCGCGUAAAUGUGGUAACUACAUUUUUUUAUAUUCGUCGUUAUGUCAGCGCAAUACAAAUUAAAUAAUAUAGGUCCGAGUACGGAACCUUGCGGCACGCCUCUACUAACCGAACGAUAAGAAGAAACAUCUAUGGAACCGUCUGUAUGUCGUAUUUCUACGAACUGAGUGCGUCUGUUAAGGUAGCUAUCGAACCAUUUUACUGUGUCCACGUCAAAGCCAUAAAAAGUCAUUUUAGAUAGUAAAAGAGGAAUAUUAAUACAGUCAAAAGCACGGGAAAAGUCCAACAAAACCAACAGUGCGUUAUGUUACAUUUCCCGAAUUGCAAGAAAGUAAGACAAGCGCGUCAGCCUAUUAAAUCUCAAUAUUUCGGUUGUAGAGUCAUAGAUUCAGAAUAGCUGUCUAUACAUACGUAGUUAGGUAGGGUAAGAACUUAUUUUCUCAGAUAUUCGUACUACAAAGUAUAGUACCUACCUAUUAUAAAUUCGUGACAUAAUUUUGAUACAAUAAAAUAAUAAUUCGAAGCCACUUCAUUUAAAUGAAGUUCGUUAACAAUACUGUAAGGACGAAUCAGUUCUUAAAUAAGCGGUGCCUACAUAGAACAUAGACUCCCAGGUAUAUACUAUUAUUAGGGCUUAACACGAGUGUCGUGUUCGGUAUAAAAACCUAGCGUGUCAAAAUCUUGUGGGUAUCACAAUUGAAGUAAAAUCAAUUGCAAAUCAGUCUGUGUACCCCUCUGCGUGGUGAUGAUUAGAUUACACCUAGAGAUAUCACUGUUAUCUAUCCAGGUAUAUUCUUGCACAAAUUGUUACAAAAAUGGAAGGGUCCAUUCUUACGAAAUCCUUUCGCAUACUCUUAAAUCAUUGACGUGCAAAAAUAAUGAAAGGGUUAAUUUUCAUAAACGGGCGUUUUCGUAGUGCUCAACAUAACGCGCAAAGCUACAUAUUAAGUAUGUGUGCCUUUAACGAGCCGGAGUGGCGUGACGUGCAAUCAUUGCGAUAAAACGUUAAAUAUCUUAAUUGGCAGGUAGAGUGGAUUCUUGGUUUCGUGAGGAGACAACGCCACUUCUGACCGACACAGGUGUUUGGAACCACUUAAUUAGUUUUGUAACUUGUAGUAUUAUGAGAUAAUUCAUUAUUUUUAAUUUAGUUUAAUGAUGUUUUUCUUAUCUGGUUUCUACUGACACUUAAUCGAAAUAUUAAAUCAGUAGCUGCUGUAAAGUUAAUUCUGCAUAGCCAUUAGCUUAUUUCAAAUAUUUAGCUAGGCUAUAAUUUAAUAGAAAAAAAUACUGUGUAAAUAGUAUUCUUUGGCAGCUACCGAGUUUGUUUGAACAUAGUGUUGUUAAAUGUUUUGUUAAUUCAUAUCUCUCUAUUCAGAAUUAGCUUUACUGGUACUUGAGACUUAUAGUGCAACCACGUUUACUACCAUAUUCAAAAUCGUGUCAACAAUUUCCGUUCAAAUGGUGCAUCUAGCAAAAUUAAGUUAAUAUACCCAUUUUAUAUCUUGACGUUAUUUUUAAGUUAUGAUAAGACUCAUUUGGGAAUAUAGCAUCGUAAUUAAUUAUUAUUUUUGUAGAAAAUACUGUAAUUAUGUGUUUUCGGUUGUAAGCUCCGUAAUACCAUUCCACUAUACUGUCACUAAACUUAAGGAAUCGUAUUGAUUGUUAGUGCAGAUAGCAGAAUAUACACAUAAAAUGAUAAGAUGUGAAAUACUCAAUGUAAAUGAAAUCUUUAUUUACAUUCUCAAUUAAAAAUUCGGUAAAGUUUUACGCUACGAAACCAAAGACGUGAAUGCAUUGUGAUCAUUUUGGUCGAAAUGGUUUUGCUAGUUCUAUCAUGAAGCAGUUACGGCGUUUUGUAUUUUACAAAUUUAAGGCCAGAAAUUACCAGCAGGCAGGUCCCUGGCCACGCUGUGUAGGCUAUAUAUUCAUAUAAAAUGUAUCAGAAUGUGUAAAGCAAUAAUUGUGCGAUAAAUGUUCUCGUUCGUGACAACACCUGAUUGAAGAUCCAGCUAUCAGCCCUGCUCUCUGUUAAUGAUGCCUAAUUCAUGAUUCCUGAGGUUGUUACACAACUUCUUUAAAUUAUCGAAAUUCUUAAUCAUGUAUGUUCUAUAAUUUCAUUGAUAUAUUGAAAGUAUCACUAUAAUUAAAGUGACUGUACCUGAAAACAAUAACAUUCACCGGUGUUCAUUACAUUUAAAUUCAUACAAUUAUUGCUUUAAAAUUAUCCGAAUAUCAAAAAUCUUUUUAUUAUAUUAUACCUAAUUUAAGAUAUUAAUGGAUUAUAUUUUUAUGUAAGUAAUGCAUUUACGAGUUCAUAUUUUCUUCGUAAACAAUUUUAUUACUUUUAAUUGGUUGUAUAGGUAUACUUGAAUUUUGUAAAAUGAAUUUUUCAUUAAAUACUAACGAUAUGGACAUUAA
This is a messenger RNA of Helicoverpa zea (corn earworm), 5982 nucleotides long. RefSeq names its product aryl hydrocarbon receptor nuclear translocator homolog (gene tgo). Gene Ontology annotation, cellular component: aryl hydrocarbon receptor complex; transcription regulator complex; nucleus. The record is from RefSeq and is a predicted model, not a curated record. NCBI's taxonomy places the organism in Eukaryota, Metazoa, Arthropoda, Insecta, Lepidoptera, Noctuidae. The transcript is spliced from 14 exons. Gene Ontology annotation, biological process: regulation of transcription by RNA polymerase II. Gene Ontology annotation, molecular function: DNA-binding transcription factor activity, RNA polymerase II-specific; RNA polymerase II cis-regulatory region sequence-specific DNA binding; protein dimerization activity. Bases 189 to 2078 code for a protein of 629 amino acids.